Medicago truncatula (barrel medic) is the source of this 1338-nucleotide messenger RNA. RefSeq names its product vignain. The coding region runs from base 61 to 1149 and encodes 362 amino acids. Gene Ontology annotation, biological process: proteolysis. Gene Ontology annotation, molecular function: cysteine-type peptidase activity. The transcript has 4 exons. Lineage: Eukaryota; Viridiplantae; Streptophyta; Magnoliopsida; Fabales; Fabaceae. The record is from RefSeq and is a predicted model, not a curated record.
AUCCAACUUUCAUUCAAUUAAUACAUUAAAAACAAGUGAAUUGCUUCCAAACAAAUAAACAUGACAACUAAGAAACUAUUGUUGAUUGUUCUGUCCAUUGCUUUGGUUCUUGUAGUAUCCGAGAGCUUUGAUUUCCACGACAAAGAUGUGUCCUCCGACGAAAGCUUGUGGGACUUAUACGAGAGAUGGAGGAGUCAUCACACGGUUUCUCGGAACCUCAACGAGAAACAAAAGCGCUUUAACGUGUUCAAAUCAAAUGUGAUGCAUGUCCACAACACUAACAAAAUGGAUAAGCCUUACAAGUUGAAACUUAACAAGUUUGCCGACAUGACCAACCAUGAAUUUAAGACUACCUAUGCUGGAUCAAAGGUUAAUCACCACAGAAUGUUCCGAGGCACGCCACGUGUAAGUGGAACAUUCAUGUAUGAGAAUUUUACCAAAGCUCCUGCUUCUGUUGAUUGGAGAAAGAAAGGUGCUGUCACUGAUGUCAAGGAUCAAGGCCAAUGUGGUAGUUGCUGGGCUUUUUCAACUGUUGUAGCUGUUGAAGGCAUCAACCAAAUAAAGACAAAUAGGCUAGUGCCUUUGUCUGAACAAGAGCUUAUAGAUUGUGACAAUCAAGAAAAUCAAGGAUGCAAUGGUGGGCUAAUGGAAUAUGCUUUUGAGUACAUCAAGCAAAAAGGUGGCAUAACAACAGAAAGCUAUUACCCUUACACAGCAAAUGACGGAUCAUGUGAUGCAACAAAAGAAAAUGUCCCAGCAGUGUCGAUUGAUGGUCAUGAGACUGUUCCGGCUAAUGAUGAAGAUGCUUUGCUCAAAGCUGUUGCCAACCAACCUGUAUCCGUAGCCAUAGAUGCCGGAGGAUCUGAUUUCCAGUUUUACUCAGAGGGAGUAUUUACUGGCGAUUGUGGUAAAGAGCUAAAUCACGGUGUAGCGAUAGUAGGAUAUGGAACAACAGUUGAUGGAACUAAUUAUUGGAUUGUGAGGAACUCAUGGGGAGCGGAAUGGGGUGAACAAGGUUACAUAAGAAUGAAAAGGAAUGUAUCUAACAAGGAAGGACUUUGUGGCAUAGCUAUGGAAGCUUCCUACCCAGUUAAAAACUCCUCCAAAAAUCCAGCAGGACCUUUAUCAUCUACCAAGGAUGAGCUUUGAAUGUUUUACAUCAAAAUUUAGCUUUCAUCAAUGUUUGAUGUUGUUUUCUAGUAUGUGUUGAAAAUUACAUCAUUACCUUAUGAACUUUAAAUAUUUGAAUCUUAGAUUUGAUGGCAAUGUAUGGUUUGGAUAGUUAUGCUUGUAUUUCAAAAAGAAAUAAAUGUUUCAAUUUGAUUUAACUGUUAGCAA